AUGGCAUCUGCAUGCAAAGAAUGGCAACCUGAACAUACACCAGAAGAAUAUGAAUAUGAGGAAGAAGAAGAAGAAAAAGAAGAAAAAGAAGAGGAAGAAGAAGAGGAGGAGGAAGAAGAAGAAGAAGAAGAAGGAGAGGAAAUAAAUGAAUUAAAUAAAUUAAAUGAAUUAAAUAAAGAAGAAGAAGGAGAAGAAGAAAAAGAAGAAAAAAAAAAAGAAGAAAAAGAAUUACCUGAUGAGCAUGGCUUAUAUUGGCAUGUUGAGGAUGAUGAUGAUGAUGAUGCAGCAGCAGCAGCAGCAGCAGCAGCAGCAGCAGCAGCAGAAGAGGAAGAAGAAGCAGCAGCAGCAGCAGAAGGAAUAGAAGAUGCAUAUAAUGAUGUAGAUGUAGCAGCAACAGCAGCAGCAGCGAAAGCAGAAACAGCAGCAACUGCAGCAACUGCAGCAACAGCAGAAGAAGAAGAAGAAGCUGGUGAUGGUGUUAAUACUGGUGCAGCAGCAGAAGCAGCAGCAGCAACAGCAGCAGCAGCAGCAGGAACACAAUUAACAUUUGGUAUAGGGACAACAACAUCACAAAAUGAAUUAUUAACAGAAAAAGAGGAAGAAGAUUGGGGCUAUCAGCAGCAUGCAGCAGCAGCAGCAGCAGCAGCAGCAACUGCAGCAACUGCAGCAGCAGCAGCAGCAGCAGCAGGUCAAGAAAGUGCAGCAACAGUAGCGGGAACAGCACAGGGGAAAUAUACCAACAUACGCAGAAAUAAGAAGAUCCGCUGCAAACCUCCUGUUGCUCCAUCUGCUGCUGCUGCUGCUGCUGCAGCUGCUGCUGCUGCUGCUGAUCCUUUUCAAUUAAUGGCGUUGACUGCAGCAGGAGAUGCAAGAGGUUAG
This is a messenger RNA of Eimeria maxima, 879 nucleotides long. RefSeq lists its product as hypothetical. The record is from RefSeq and is a predicted model, not a curated record. The coding region runs from base 1 to 879 and encodes 292 amino acids. NCBI's taxonomy places the organism in Eukaryota, Apicomplexa, Conoidasida, Eucoccidiorida, Eimeriidae. The transcript is spliced from 2 exons.